AUGCGCAGUCCAAUUAUGAAAGCAUCAACCAUCGUCAGCCUCCGAGGAAGGAACUUGAAUGUCGGCUCAAGUGUUGCUGUCAGCUUCUGCAACAAACUCUGCUCGGCAACACUCAAUAUUGAUGACAUUAAUGCGGGUGUUAAUGAUGACAUCACAACUAAUUUGCUGACAGCGAAUCAUGUCAUUCUCGAUCAUUCAUUCAUUUUGUCACGGGAUGUUGAGAACAUUAAAAGUAACAACCAACAUAUUAAAAAUAACAUCAGCAGUUAUAACAACAACAACAGCAACAACAACAACAGCAGCAGCAGCAGCAACAGUAGCGACGGCAGCGGCAAAGACCCCGUUGAAGAUAAAAUCCCUCGUAGGAGCAUGGACAUCAAAAUAACAAAUCAUCGCAAGAAAAUAAAUUCAUGUGACGUCAUAUCACGUGACUCGACGACAAUAACAGCCGAUAAUUUUGAACAAAAGCAUCCAUCCAUCCAUCCUCAUUAUCCCAUUUUGUUUAAAGUUUCCUUCUAUUCGCCCACCUUCAUUCCAUCCAUCACGGAGACCAACAUCACCUUCUCCAUCUAUCCAAGUCCACUCUUCAACGAAAUAAACAGCGAUGACGUCAUGAUGAUGACGUCGAGUGGUGAUAACGAUGACGAUGAUGACGAGGAGGGUCAAAAUGGUGCAGAUGAUAGGAAUGCAGUGAAUGCCUACGACGAUAUUGCUGAAAAUGGUGAUGGUGGAGAUGGUCCUGAUAAAAAACCUCCACCCGAUCUUCAUCAUCGUCAUCGACUGCGCUCCAAUGACCUGCUCAUCUUAACGGGUCAAGACUUGAACACAGUUCUCACCCUAGAUGACUACAACAUCAAAGUUGACCACACAACAUGUCCACUGACCUAUCUAAGCCACGACAAACUGACCUGCAAGUUGAACAAACCCUUAACGAAGUUAUCUGUCGUUGAGAAGGCAAUGGCGUGGCUAGAUAUAGCAUUUGAGAAUGUCUGCAAAUAUUUUGAAAUGUAA
Helobdella robusta is the source of this 1011-nucleotide messenger RNA. RefSeq lists its product as hypothetical. Bases 1 to 1011 code for a protein of 336 amino acids. The record is from RefSeq and is a predicted model, not a curated record. The transcript is spliced from 5 exons. NCBI's taxonomy places the organism in Eukaryota, Metazoa, Annelida, Clitellata, Rhynchobdellida, Glossiphoniidae.